Pelobates fuscus (common spadefoot toad) is the source of this 2741-nucleotide messenger RNA. RefSeq names its product fatty acyl-CoA hydrolase precursor, medium chain-like. Lineage: Eukaryota; Metazoa; Chordata; Amphibia; Anura; Pelobatidae. The record is from RefSeq and is a predicted model, not a curated record. The transcript has 13 exons. Bases 564 to 2234 code for a protein of 556 amino acids.
AACUUGUUCCAACUUGUUCAUUUUGGAAUAAUUUUAGCAGAGAGGUUGUAAACCGCCCACAACUCACAGUUUAGUGAAUAAACAAGUCGACACUCAUUUAUACUGUGAAAUUUAAAUUGCCUUUUGAUUUUCACUUUUUAGUAACGCCAAAUGACCUAAAUUACCCUUGUGAUCCAAAAUCCACUAUUGUUCUGUUGGGAGGGUUUUGCUAAGUUUAGCUUGUAACUCAUAUCAAUGCCAGACAGUUUGCAAAGCGAUUAAAUGUUUGGCAAUGGGAUUGGGAACGUACCAUGUCCUUGAACAGCUGCCAAGACCUGUAUAGUAUUGACUCUGUUUAGUUGCAGGGUUUAUCAAAUGUCCCCAAUAGCCAAUUGCAAACCCUGUUCCUAAUCCAGAUUAAUACUAUGAACUGUUACAGUUAGAACAUCAGAUUUGUACCCUCCUCCCCACAGGCGUUCCCUAUCUACCCAUAACUAGAGAUGAUAGAACGUCAGUGAGCCUAGUAACAUUUUAUCUCCUGUAGGACCUGCUGAGUGUUUCAUACUCCCGGCUUAGUGAUUACAAUGGGAUUCCUGAAGCCAAGGGUCACUUUGUGCUGUGUGUUGCUGAGUGUCUUCGUAACAGGACAAACAGACGAGCAACCCUUGGUGACCACUAAAUAUGGGAAACUACUUGGGAGAAAGGUGAAGGUAUUGGAGACAGACAGACCAGUAGACACUUUUAUGGGAAUCCCUUUUGCAAAGCCACCAGUUGGGGAAUUAAGAUUAGCUAAUCCUCAGCCCCCAGAACCAUGGAACUCUAUCAGGGAUGCAACUAAAGACCCACCCAUGUGUUUACAAAACCAGAGAUUAAUGGAAUUGAUAAAGGAGUUUUUCAAGAUUGAGACUCCGUCGCCCCCUAUUUCCGAGGAUUGCUUAUACCUUAACGUUUUCACUCCAGGAGACCGAGAAAAUAAUUCUAAACUACCAGUUAUGAUGUUUAUACAUGGUGGAGGCUUACAACUUGGAGGAGCCACGUUUUUUGAUGGCGCUGCAUUGAGUGCUUAUGAAAAUGUUGUAACUGUGUCGAUCCAGUACAGACUGGCAAUCUUGGGAUUCGCAAGUACUGGGGACGAUGACUUACCGGGCAAUUAUGGGUUUAUGGAUCAAGUUGCAGCUCUUCAGUGGAUCCAAGAAAACAUUAAAGAUUUUGGAGGAGAUCCCGAGUCUGUCACUGUUUUUGGAGAAUCUGCAGGUGGUUUGAGUACCUCUGCUUUGGUGUUAUCUCCCUUAGCCAAAGGCUUAUUCCACAGGGCCAUUGCGGAGAGUGGAACUGCCCUAUUACGUAGCCUGAUAGUCAGUGACCAAAGAGGAAUUAUUUCCAGACGAAAUUAUGUUGCCAAUAAAUCCGGCUGUGAUCCUGAUACGUUGGCGGAAUGCUUGAAAACAAAAACUGAAAAAGAAAUCCUUUUGAUUUCGGAUUCCAUGGGACUUUUAGAUGUACCUGGAUGUGUAGAUGGGGUGUUUCUACCCAAACCUCCAGAAGAGAUUAUGGCGAAUAAGAAAAGCAAUAAUGUUCCCUUCAUGAUUGGCACCAAUAACCAAGAGUUUGGCUGGCUAAUAUUUCAGAUGAUCAACAUAAGCGGUUUUCAAGAUGGAAUGGAUAAAGAAACAGUCCGGUCACUACUGGAAUCCUUUUACUUUUUGGAAUUGACUGAAAAAGCCAUCCCUUUGGUAAUGGAGGAAUAUUUUGUGGACACAAGUGAUACUUCUGUAAUCCGAGACCGAUUCCUCGAUUUGAUUGGUGAUAUAAUGAUUGUUAUACCAGCUAUCAAGACAGCAAAAUAUCACAGAGAGUCUGGAUUUCCGGUUUAUUUCUAUGAAUUCCAGCAUCCAUUAGCUGUUGCAAAGAAUACAAGGCCAGACUAUGUUAAAUCAGAUCAUGGGGACGAACUUUACUAUGUUAUGGGAGCCCCAUUCCUUCAUUCUGAUGCCUCCGCCAAAGAUGGUACAACAGAGGAGGAAAUGAAUCUGAGCAAAACAAUGAUGAAAUAUUGGGCCAACUUUGCUCGAAAUGGAGAUCCCAACGGACCAGGUCUCGUAAAAUGGCCAAGAUAUCAAGAAAAUGAAGCUUACAUGCAACUUGACUUGGAACAGAAACCCUCAGAAAAGUAUAAAGCAAACAAGUUUGUUUUCUGGACCAAAACUCUUCCAGAGACCAUUCAAAAGAUGUCAGAGGAAAGAAGAGAACUGUAGAUUUGUAUAGAUCAUCAUAGCUAUCAACCAAAAAUGGUUAAGACAAUCACUGCUAAGUUGCUCAAGGUCUGUCUAGCUUGUGUUUGUCUCCACCUCUGGAUCAGUCCUCAAGGAUCUGUCAUUUAGCAAUCAGUCAAUUCUGCUCCAGCCAGGAGCACUGACAAAAUAAUGGGCAAUUCUAUCUCAUUUCUGCAAUAUACAUUCUCUUUCAAGCCGCUGUAAGAUGACUAUUCAUCAGAAACCAGGCAAGCUCUCAACUAAUGGUUUGAUGUCACCUUGAAUCACUAAAACUGGUUUAAGUUAUGUUAGGUAAUUUAUAAAAGUGCCAAUUAAAGUUUUGACCAUCUUUAUUUGUACAUUUUAAGAGAUGAUAACGGUACAGUACUACUCAAAGUUGGCAUCAACACUGCACAGAUCACGAUAUGAAACCCAAAUUUGUAAAUCGUUCAACUUAUACAAUAGAAGGGAUACAUGAGCAUGAACCAGAAAUAAAGGAGCAUAACACAA